Molecule: messenger RNA, 3444 nt
Organism: Anopheles aquasalis
Lineage: Eukaryota; Metazoa; Arthropoda; Insecta; Diptera; Culicidae
Biological process (GO): regulation of transcription by RNA polymerase II
Molecular function (GO): DNA-binding transcription factor activity; RNA polymerase II cis-regulatory region sequence-specific DNA binding
Source: RefSeq, a predicted model, not a curated record
CAGUGAGUUAGUGAUCAGCGUUAGACGGAGUGAGUCGCGCCAUCCGCCCAAGGGCCCGAUCGGUUACGGUUAGAUCCGUCGUGGUGUCACCGUGAGUGUCGUGCGGACUCCAAUCAAAUGUACAGCCAAGAAAAUUCACGAUAAUCACGAACUGCAAUCGAUCACAGCACCCAUCUGGGCGGCCUAUUUGAUCUUAGUAUGCGUGUACUAAAACAUACGUCAUCACCAGCUGCCAAGGUUGCAUUCUUGUCAACGCACCGCACCAUCGCGACGAAUACUCAGUUCCCUCUUCAGGAUCAGUGAUCUGUGUGCGUGCGAGUGCGAGUGUGUUCCAGGAUGGAUGUGGCACCAUCGAUGGUGCAACGUUCCGGUGAUAAGUUGAUCGUGCGCCGUGUGGUCAGUGGUGAGCGGGUACAUCUCGGUGAACCGGACGAACCGAUCGCUCUCCAUCAGCAUCAGCAACAGGUGCUCCUGGAGCCCGGUUGGCGCCAAACGCUCGAGGAUACACCGUUCGGUGCCGGGGGUUCGUCGUCUUCACCACCACCGCCAUCAUCGCGCCCGGACGCCGAGAUGGAUCGUGAUCAUCAGCAACCGGCGGCACGUGAUGGUCCACAGCAAGAUGAACAGCAUCUACCACAGUGCAAGAUCAAGCGCAACUACUCCUGCGGUCGCUGUACGUACUUUACGCAGAAUCCACGCAAAUAUUUAACCCAUCUGCGGGAUACACAUGGGGAGAAGAUCGUGAUCAAUGAGUGCAAACGUUGUCUGUACGCUUCACGCCACUACCAGAAGCUUGUGCGGCAUAUGAAGAUGGUGCAUGGUUCGGUGGAUGGUAUCAAAAAGUCCGGAUCGUCUUUCUCGUCCACAUCAUCCGGCUCGUCGUUCGGUGGACGACGGAAUCGUAUCCAGGGCCGGAGCACAGGCUAUCUGGGGGCGAAUGAGGUGCUUCAUCAUCAUCAUCAUCAUCAUCAUCAGGGGGGAAGCAGUGGUAGUGGUAAUGCUCGGUUUUUAAUGCGGGCGAACGAUGCCGACCGGGAGCUGGCUACCGCUUAUGUGCAGCAACUGGUGGCAGCUUCGGGGCUGCCGAAACUGCUGGAAGAGAUGGAACGAUCCGUGGCCAGUACGUCGAUUGCAGCGAGCAAAGGAUUCAUCCGGGGUGGAGGUUCCAGUGAUGCAGAGGAGUUGCACCAGCUUAACCAGAUCAUGCCAUACUCCAGCGAGACGAUCCAGGAGGCAGCACGGCGGCGAACCACCAAUGAGGACAACGAUAAUGACGCAGAUGACGACGACGAUGGUGAGGAGGAUGAUGGAAGGCUGCUGGAUAAUGCCAAUGCCUCAACGGAAGAGGAAGAGGCGGACACAAAGCCCAAAAAGCGCCCACGGCCUAUACCGAACCUUAUUCCGCUCAGUGCUUCCACUUCACCUGUCACCAGCGGUGCCAAGGGCACGGAAAAUGCUUCGCGGAGGUUCGUAAAGCCACUGCCCUUAUCGGCGCUGACCGCUGACACGGCCGAGGAACCCACCGGCACCCAGAUUGUACUGACGCGUUGCGUGUACUGUGAGCUGUCGUUCAAAACGGUCGAAUCGUUGGCGAACCAUAUUAAGCUGGCCCACAAGGAGGACCUGAUAGCGGCGCUACUACAGAGUUCGUUCGAGGAGACCGAGCCAACGGCAGCUCGCACGGCGGAUGGCAAUAGCACACCGACAACGACGACGACGACGACGGUGGCGGCGGUCAACAUGUGGCAACGUUUACUGGACUGCAGUGCUGAGGUGCGCCGAGCGGAACUGGAGCGUAGUGGCACCGGCAGCACCAGGACCGGCCAGAGCGGAAGAGUUCGUGCAUCGGUGACGAUAGCAGAGGAAGGACUCGAUGAUGAUAGUGGGCGAGAAGGAGAUGAGCAUCAGCAGCACCAAGACCAGCAGCAGCAGCAGCAGCAGCAUACACAACAGACGUACUGCGGUAUCGAAACGGCGCCCGGGUACGGUGAGGUCAUCAGCAGGGUACCGGUUGACCCCGGCACUUCGAACACGCUGAUGAAGAAAGUGUUCAAGUGUCCGCACUGUUCGUUCUGGGCUUCGACCGCGUCCCGUUUUCACGUGCACAUCGUGGGCCAUCUCAACAAGAAACCGUUCGAGUGUUCCCUGUGCGCGUACCGGUCCAACUGGCGCUGGGACAUCACGAAGCACAUCCGGCUGAAGACGAUCCGCGAUCCGAGCCACAAGAAUGCGGGCGUCCUGAUGAACGAUGAGACGGGCCGUCGGAACUACACGAAGUACAACAAGUACAUGGCGCUGAUGCAAAUCACGGACAAGUAGCACGAGCAGCAGUGAUCUGCGAUCUAGAUCCAGAGAGAGAGAGAGAGAGUCCUUUGACCGAAGGAGAACAAAUGGCUCGUAAAGACACGCAAUAUUACCGUAGAGGCUUUAGAGAGAAUCGCAAUCAUUCCGUUGCGGACAAUGGACAAAAGUUUGGCAUAAGUCCAAUAGGUUCACGGUCCCUUAAGAAGUCGAAAAAGGUUAUAAGUAGCAAGACGUUGGAGACGAAGAGUCAAAGACCGUUUUGACUUUGAGUCCCGUUACCCUCCCUUACACCCCACCGAAUUGUACCGCGCGCGAACAAUCGAAUCGGUUUUUCUUAUUUCCCAAAGUAACCGAACCGAACCGAACCGAACCGUUCUCGGAAGCACAUUGCCAGUUUUAUGUAAUGUUAAGGUUAAGACGCUUAGGAACGUCACGAUCGAAGGCAGAAACGAGCAUUCAUCGGGACGAGGAGAAUCAUCGCAUCGUUAACAGUUAAUGCGCUUUAUUAGAAUGAUUGUUUUGGCUACCUUUGGCACAGGGCACACGUACGCACCCUGGCAGCUUGGCGCCCGGGACUAGGGCAUAUGGUUUUACUUGUGUUUAAGCAGCUAGAUACCCUUCCCCGUUACCCCCGGGGAGGGAUACCACGAUUCCCAAUCACAACAAAACACCGGCUACACUGCAGUAACGGAGGCACGAGGCACGAAACGCACCGGUGUGACCGGUUUGACGGUGUUUUUUAGCAAACAUUCCCUACGGUUCCAGUGCCGUGGCCGUGCCUUUCGUCCCGUUUGGGUUUAUGAUAAAAACGAAGGCAAUUCGGUUUAAUGUUUCCCCUUAUUUUCGGAACCAUGGAGCUACGGUACGAUGUACUUUAGCACCGUGACACCGCCGCGGCAGGUUAAUGGGACGAAUCUCACGACAACGACGACGACGGCGCAGCGAUUUAUUUAUCGAGUCUCAUUUGGUCGCCCCUCUCCACGCAUUCCCUUGAUUCUUGCUUUACUUAGUUUUGUUUUAACUUAGGUUGUUUUUAUGUUGCGUUAGUGUUUCUGUUUCUCCGUUUCUUCUUUUUGUUUUUGUAUAACACAGUUGGGUACGUCACUUAAGGCAGCAACAAAUAAAUGUUUUGUACAACUA